GGUAUAGUAGAAGGUGCUCUACAGCGAAAGAAACGCAGGCAGGCGCAGACACCUUCACGCACUGAGCAGAGGUUUGCGGUUCGCAGUUUGUGUGGCGGCCGGGACCCGAUCUUUUAAAACCAUGCUGGAUUGACUGCAGAGAGGCAACUACAAUCAAUGGCUCGGCUUUGAAAUCGUUCAAAAUUUAUUGGAAAGGAGUGUGAGAUAGAGCGACAGCGAGAGAGAGGGGGAGAGAAGCGAGGGAGAGAGCGAGAGUGGCGAGAGGGGUGGAAAUAAAGAUCCUUCCAACAAUGGAGCUUACAAUGGAAAACAUUGGAAAUCUGCACGGUGUAUCUCACUCCCAUCAAACGAGCGACUUAAUGAACUCCCCACACGCGCGCCAGUCGUCGGCGUCGCAUCGGAACUUGGUGUCGCACGGACGGUCAGCCAUGGUGUCCAGCAUGGCCUCCAUACUGGAGGGAGCAGGGGACUACCGCACAGACCACGCUUUGUCUGGCCCCCUGCAUCCGGCAAUGACCAUGUCGUGCGACUCCGGGAUGAGCCUGAGCAGCACCUACACCACGCUGACGCCGCUGCAACACCUGCCCCCCAUAUCCACCGUCUCGGAGAAAUUUCACCAUCCACACCCUCAUGCUCACCAUCAUCCGGCGCACCAGCGACUCGCAGCCGGGAACGUCAGCGGCAGCUUCACCCUGAUGAGGGACGACCGAAGCCUCGCCUCCAUGAGUAACCUCUACGGCCACUACCCGAAAGACAUGUCCGGCAUGGGGCAGCCUCUGUCCCCUCUGUCUAACGGUCUCGGGUCUUUGCACAGCUCCCAGCAGACUCUCAGCGCCUACGGUCCUGGAGCUCACCUCUCCAACGACAAGAUGCUCUCCUCGGGGGGCUUCGAGUCCCAUGCAGCCAUGCUGUCCCGGGGCGAGGAGCACCUGGCCCGGGGACUCGGGGGCCAUGGGGCCGGGCUCAUGACAUCCUUGAACGGCAUACACCAUCACAGUCAUCCGCACUCUCAGGCAAACGGGUCCAUGCUGUCAGACCGGGACAGGCAGACGGUGGUGGGAGGCGGGCAGGGAGCUGGGUCAGGGCAGGUGGAGGAGAUAAAUACCAAGGAGGUGGCACAGCGAAUAACGGCAGAGCUCAAGCGCUACAGCAUCCCCCAGGCCAUCUUUGCUCAGAGGAUCUUGUGCCGAUCCCAGGGAACUCUGUCUGACCUGCUGCGGAAUCCUAAACCGUGGAGUAAACUCAAGUCUGGCCGGGAGACGUUCAGGAGGAUGUGGAAGUGGCUCCAGGAGCCCGAGUUCCAGCGGAUGUCAGCGCUCAGGCUUGCAGCCUGCAAGCGCAAAGAGCAGGAGCAACACAAGGACCGCAACACGGCGCCCAAGAAACAGCGUCUGGUCUUCACUGACCUGCAGCGCCGCACACUCAUCGCCAUCUUCAAGGAGAACAAGCGUCCAUCCAAGGAAAUGCAGAUCACCAUCUCCCAGCAGCUCGGCCUGGAGCUCAGCACCGUCAGCAACUUCUUCAUGAAUGCGCGCCGCCGCUGCGUGGACCGCUGGCACGAUGACCACGGUACCAGCCCCGGGCAGCCAGGCACAUCCGCCACUACCUUCUCCAAGGCCUGAGAGGAGGAGAGGACCUUCAGAGGGCCGGGGAACCAGGUUGGAACAACAGGCAGCAUGGGAGAUUGGCUGUGAAACCUGUCUAUAACAACCCUACCUGGCCUGGGCCGUCUGAAUGUGUCCUCUGCCUGAAAAUCCUUUGUGCCAUGCAAUCAUCUUUUUUGUCAGUCAGAAUUUCAAGCUCUCACCUGAAACAAACAUAAUCUAAAAGGUGAACAGUGAAGUCAGGCUCACUCUGCAUUACUCACAUAAGGACAAUCAUUAAUUCUGUCUUUUUUGAGAGAAAAUCAUUUUUACGGCAUCUGACAAAGUAAAGAGACACCAAAGAUUUGACGUUUUUGUUGGACGGUAUCUGAAUUAUGCUUUACCACCCAAGUAACCACUGAUUCCGAUUUUUUUCUCCCAACUCACCUCCUUUGUGUCUGCCUCUACUCUCUCUCACAUCCCCUCUACGCCGGCACACGGAAGCAACAAGGGCGAAAGAACGGCAAUAAAUCUGACAACAGAACAGCACAUAGCCUUAUUAUCCAAGCCCCAUCCUGCACACACAAGGCCGUCAUAAAGAAAACAACGCAGCCUAUGAAAAAAACAACAAGGCUUUCCAAUUCUCCGCCUCUACCUCCCCCCCUCCUCCUGUAGUCUCCUUCAUUCCUCGGCCAAAGGUAUUCCCUGAUGGCCAGCCAUUUCAGAGAGCAGCUCAGCCUGAUCAUACGGCAAACUAAUGAAUUGAAAAAUUAAUCAAUGCAGACAGAGAGAGCGGGGCCUUGACCCCUCCUGAAGGUGAAACGCAAGACGCUCAGCAGUAGAUACUCAGGUCUUCCUGGCCCAGGUCUAUAUUUUUUGCACAGAUGUUGGAGGCCUGUAGGGAGACAUGUCAUUGUUACUCUUAGCCUGAGCCUAGAGUCUGUGUUUCUCUGACCAACAGGAGAGGCGGGUGAGAUGUCUGGACAUGCUCUUUGUUCUGCUGGGAGCUUUUCCUCUGAUCAAUAACUGAGAACCAAGCGACAACAACACGCUCGGGCAUCCAGCCAACUACAUUACAGCUGCAUACGAAAAAGCAGAGAGCAAGAGGAGCACAUGGAACCCAGUGGAGAUGGGGACACAAAGGCCUCACUACUACCACAGCAGCAGCAGCAGCAACAGCAGCAGCAGCAGCAGCACACCUCUCCCUCCCUUGUCCUGUCUGUGCUGACAGAGCAACAGUGCCCCCUGCUGUCGAUAGCAGAGACCUGUGUCCAGCAGAGCGAGGGGGUUCAGAGUGGAGGAGAGGGAGGGAAGAGCCACUAGAUGCUGAGGAGAAGUCAUGGCACAACACAUUCAGGCCCUCACAGCUCUUUGAAGGCAGAUCAAUAGCUAACCAUUAUCCUAUUGUUGUUCCUCAUCCAACCAGCACUGGUGAAGCCGGAGGAGGGGGAUGGUUAAACUGAAUGCUGAAAACACAGGGAUUUAGCAAAGGCAGGGAUUUAUUUAACCAAUCCAAAAUCUUGUAGAAUCUACAGAAUACAAUUACAGAAAUUACACAAAGAGGGGACAGAAGAGUACAACAGUAACAGUAAAACGUGACAGAAAGGCUUACUAAGACAGGCACUUUUGAGGUGCAGUGGAGGUUUAAUUUACAUUAUUCUGGGAGGCUUCAUAUUUUAUCAGAUCAUUAUUCCAUUUUUCCAUCCCAUCUGUUUACAAAAAAAAAGCUCUUAACAGAUGUGAUUCAAAGCAAAUCUCCUGGUUACUCCCACACAAGGGUUGUCAGUAGCUAACCACCACACUCCGCUGACAAAAUGCUACAAUAAUUAGUGCCAAUGCUUACUGCCUUAAUGCGAAUCAGAGAAUAUGGUACUAGGGUUCACACACAGCUACAGUGCGCCCCACUGAUGACGGGCGGUGUGUGCCAUAGCCAACCAACAAUCAGCUUUUAACUGAAGUAAAAUAUACUUUUUUAGUAAAAAAAGAAAAAAAGAAUCAGAUUUUAAGGCAUACAAUAACCAAACCUCAAAUGACAAAGAUACCACACACACACACACACACACACACACACACACACACACACACACACACACACACACACACACACACACACACACACACACACACACACACACACACACAGUAUGUGUUACAAACAAAAAGAAAAUGUCUCCAACACAUAACUGGACACAUUUUGAAGCAGAAGAAAAAAAUCUCUCAUUCUAUCUUUGGUUCUCUACCUCCUCUUCCCUCUAACCCCAUUGCCCCCCUCUCUUUCUCUCUUCCUCUCUAUAUUGAUGCGGGUAUUCAAUUAGUACCAUAGACACAAAGUUUCUAUUUCUUGUUACUAUUGUGCUCUGUUGUGCGUAAGUAAGGCACCUUGUUGAUAAAUCAAAAACAAAAAAGGAAGGACUUUUUAAAAGGAAAAAAAAGAGGGAUGCAAGGACCGAUGCCAAUGAAGGACGUAUUUUUUUUUGCAUUCUAUGUGAAUAUAGACUCGGAGGAGACAUUUACCAUGAGAAAGAGGAAAAAAAAAGAAAAACAGGGAGCUGCUGAAGAGAAGAAUAAAUGAUGGACGCUUUCUCUCUUUUGGCAUUUCAUGUCAGAACUGUGGUACUCUCAGCCCCCUUUAAGCUGAGCCCCAAGAAUGGGGUAAAACGGAGGGGGACAAAACAAUGACCUCCAAACGUCCUGGCUGAUUCAGUGUGUUUCAUUGGAGGGUGGGUGGGGGUUAAAGCUCGGGACUCAAUAGUUAUCUGUAUGGUCUUAAGAUGCAACUGUAGCAUUUCCAACAAUGUAGUUAGAUUAGCGGUGCAGAUUAGAUAAGAGAUGGUCAUUGUCGAGGAGUUGAUCGGGAGGUACCGACUAACUUCACGUUGCUGUAAGCAGUGAGUUAAGGUCGCCAAAGGAAGAAGAGCUAAAAUUGAUUUGUGGUAUACAGUUCAGUGAGCAUAGGUAAAUAGCUAGAUUCAGCUCUAGGUAUUAGGCUGACAAAAUGGCAUUUGUUUGUAGUGAGAACCAAUGUGGCUACCUCACUAAGCUGAGUGGUUUGUGAAACCGCCACUAAUACCAAAGAUACUGCAGCCUACCGGUCCCAAACUGCCUAGGGGGACAAAAAGAAAAUAGAAAAAAAAAAAAGAACCCCCCUCUUUGCCCAGAACUGUUACAGACAGACAGACACACACAUACAUACAAACACACAAACACAUACAUACAUACAAACAUGUUCGUACUAACAGCGCAGUCAGACUGCAUCGUGCCACAUAGGAGGAGGUGGCUGCCUUGCAGACAGAGUUGAGUGCCUUUUCCCUUCAACCACGGGUGGGACUGCACUGGACACACACACACAUACACACACAUACACACACAUACACACACACACACACACACACACACACACACACACACACACACACACACACACACACACACACACACACACACACACACACACACACACACACACACACACACACAAACACACA
Messenger RNA from Seriola aureovittata, 5068 nucleotides. It is a transcript of the gene onecut3a, whose product is annotated as one cut homeobox 3a. Bases 291 to 1622 code for a protein of 443 amino acids. The record is from RefSeq and is a predicted model, not a curated record. Gene Ontology annotation, molecular function: RNA polymerase II cis-regulatory region sequence-specific DNA binding; DNA-binding transcription factor activity, RNA polymerase II-specific. The transcript has 2 exons. Gene Ontology annotation, cellular component: nucleus. Lineage: Eukaryota; Metazoa; Chordata; Actinopteri; Carangiformes; Carangidae. Gene Ontology annotation, biological process: regulation of transcription by RNA polymerase II.